Molecule: messenger RNA, 156 nt
Organism: Penicillium digitatum Pd1
Lineage: Eukaryota; Fungi; Ascomycota; Eurotiomycetes; Eurotiales; Aspergillaceae
Source: RefSeq, a predicted model, not a curated record
AUGUCGCUUUUGGCACGUUCUAUUCUGUUCAAGUGUCGCUUGGGGUUUCGUGAAAAGCCGAGGUUUGAUCUACAGAUGUGGGGAGCUGUAAUGGGGUCAUCUAUUCUGAAUCCGGGGGCAAUUUUCUGUGGGCCGAAAGUGACGCAAGGACAAUGA